GAAAAAGCCCUGUCAGGAAAUCCGAGAGCCGAGCUGUCCCGGUCUCCAGACGGGUCUGCACCCAGUGGUGUGUUCGCCCACCCGCUGCUUCCACACCUCAUGUUCCGGUCGCGGCGUGCCAGCUUAAUCCAGCGGCUCUGGAGGCUUCGCUGCGCAACGCUCGGCCCAGACGACAGCCCCGGGGCCCUCAAACCGGCUGCCCAUGCCCUCUUCAAGAAGCUAAAGGACCCCGAGCUGGAGCUGCUGCUGCGGGCGGUGGAGAGUGGAGGCGCGGGCGAGGUGGGCUGCGUCUGGGUGGAGCCACGAGGGCCCAAGCCAGGCCUGCCCGCCUCGCUGCUCCUCUGCCGUCUCUACCGCUGGCCAGACUUGCGCCACCCUCACGAACUCAAGCGCCUAGGCUGCUGCAGGAGCCCCGCGGGUGGGGGCGCCGUCCACUGCUGCAACCCGCACCAUCUCAGCCGGCUUGCUACCCCUGAAACUCCUCCGCCUCCAUACUGCAAGAUCUUCCCCUUUGUCAUUCCUUCGAAGUGUCCCAGUGCCUUGGACAACAAGCGUAAAGUCUGGCAAGACACCAGCCUUUCUCGACACUCUCUCAAAGAUGGCUACUGGUGCAAGCUGGCCUACUGGGAGUACCGCCUGCGGGUGGGAAGGCUCUACCCCGUGCACGACGACUGCGUGAACAUCUUUUCGGAGCUCCCGGCCGGCAACGGUUUCUGCGUGGCUCAGCUGGCGUCCCGAAGCCGCAGCCAGGCCGUCCGGCGCGCACGGGCCAAGAUCGGGCAGGGCCUGAUGCUCAGCCGGGAAGAAGGCGGCGUCUGGGCCUACAACCGCAGCGACCACCCUGUGUUCGUCAGCUCUCCCACCCUGGGGUCAGCGGUUCACAAGCUACUUCCCGGUUACUCCAUCAAGGCCUUCGACUACGAGCGGGCCAGCGGCCUGGACGGGUGGCGAGACCCGAACGAUGGGCCCUGCGACACCCACGCCGUCCGGAUCAGCUUCACCAAAGGCUGGGGGCCGAGCUACUCCCGCCGGUUCAUCACCUCUUGUCCCUGCUGGCUGGAAGUCCUGUUGAACACCCACGGAUGAAGGGGAGGGGGAAGGAGACGCUGGGGAAGGGUGAAAGGUUUGGUUGCCCCCUCUCUGAAUUCAGGGGACCUUUUUGCUGGCCCAGCAUCUUUUGGAGGAAGGAGAGAAAGAGAGUUUUGGAGCCUCAGUGAAUAUUUGUCUCUUCUAAAAAUAUUCAGGUUGAGAACAGUGUUUCCUCUAAGCUUUGGAGUCUCGUGAGCAGAAAUUCUGCUUUGUGAGCUCCUGGCAUUAAAGUUGUACGUUACUGCAUAAAUUAGUUUGCUCUGAGGCCAGGCGAGA
Messenger RNA from Heteronotia binoei (common prickly gecko), 1365 nucleotides. RefSeq names its product mothers against decapentaplegic homolog 6-like. The record is from RefSeq and is a predicted model, not a curated record. Gene Ontology annotation, molecular function: I-SMAD binding; transcription regulator inhibitor activity. Lineage: Eukaryota; Metazoa; Chordata; Lepidosauria; Squamata; Gekkonidae. Gene Ontology annotation, biological process: regulation of transcription by RNA polymerase II; SMAD protein signal transduction; anatomical structure morphogenesis. Gene Ontology annotation, cellular component: heteromeric SMAD protein complex. The coding region runs from base 100 to 1086 and encodes 328 amino acids. The transcript has 4 exons.